Molecule: messenger RNA, 1650 nt
Organism: Adineta steineri
Lineage: Eukaryota; Metazoa; Rotifera; Eurotatoria; Adinetida; Adinetidae
Source: the annotation of a GenBank genome assembly
AUGGUUGUUAUUACAACAUUGCUUUUUAUUCUAACAUUCCUUUCUGGAACGUUUAGUUUGAAUGUAUUAAUAGUUAGUAUUGGUGCAGCUGGUCAUGUAAUUCCACUGUUUGAAUUAGCAAAAGGAAUGCACAAUCAUAAUGUAACAUUUGUGACUGAAGCUCAAGCUCAACCUUAUAUCAAUGUAGAAUCACAUCCAAAUAUAUCAUCACUUCGUCUUAUUUAUUUGAAUAAUUCAAUGGAUACAUUAGAUAUGCAUACGAAAAAGAUGCAAGAGUUUGUUAACUAUGCAAUAAAUCAUUCAUCUUUUGAUAAUUUUGCUUAUGUGAUAACAGAAGUAAGUGAUAGUAUAAGUGGAUUAAUGAACAAGACAGUACAUCUAGUAAUGGAAGAGCAAUAUGAUGUUAUUGUUGGUACUACAUUAACCGUAGGCAUGCAUGCACUUUGCAACGAUGCAAACAUCCCAUGUGUAAUGCAACUAGCAGAAAAAGAUCCAAAUAUGUUUGAUGUUAAUCUACCAUAUAGUUACUCUUUAUUGUCAGGAGAGCAAUUAUCGACAUUUAAAUAUCGUAUAUACAAUAUUGCCUUUACUAUACGUAUGAUCGCGUCGGUCUUUACAAAAUUAAUCAGCUUAUUGUCAACGUUAAUACAAUCGUUACCACAAGUUCCCGGACCAUUUUACGACACUUUUACAUGGAAAAAUAUCUUGUUAACAAAAUCGAAAUGCUUAACAUUGUAUAGUAUUCCUCCGACACUCUAUCUACCAUCAGAUUUAUCCCAUUCUUCGAAAUAUCUUGGUGCAUUUAUCGAUGAAUCUUCGAUUAAGAAUGCAGACAAUGACCUGACUAAAUGGAUCGAAUCAAAACCUGAAAAAUCUAUUAUCUAUGUAGCAUUUGGUAGCGUUUCAACAGUUAAUUUAGAUCGAAUGAAAAGUUUAAUUUAUGGUCUUGCAGAGUUUCUUCUUCAAACAGAUUGUAGUUCAAUUCUAUUGGCUUUUCGUAAUACAAACGCUGAAUAUUAUGAAACUGUGCUUACUAAAAUCACCAAUGAAAACUAUCGUAAUAUCUUAAUGGAUAAACAAAGAGUUCGAAUUGAGAAUCAAUUUAUUCAACAAAAAUGGAUUCUACAACAAAAUUCUGUUCAUCUUUUUAUUAGUCAUUGUGGAAUGGGUUCUAUCGUUGAAGCAUUAUUUUAUCAAAAACCUAUUUUGUGUUUACCAUUGUGUCUAGAUCAAUUUGCAAACGCUAUUGCAAUCGAACAUUCUGGUGCUGGAGAAUCUUUAUUUCAACGACCAUCAAUAUUAAGAUCUUUUCAAAAUCCAGUUGCAUAUCAUGAAUACACAUUUACAACUACAGAUGUAACAACUAAACUGAAGACGAUGUGGAGAAAUGUAACAUAUGAAGAAAUUGUUCGAAUUAUGUCACUUGAAAUGAAACAUGCUGGUGGAGUAACACAAGCAGUGAAAGAAAUUGAAUUGUUUGUCAGUUUGAAGGGUGAUUUAAGUCGAUAUGCACCAUUUCGAAGUACUCUACAAUUCUAUCAACGAUAUAUGAUUGAUUUAAUGAUUAUCUAUAUCAUUCUACCGAUGUUGAUCGUAGUGUAUUUAUUUAAAAGAUGUUGCAAACGAACACAAAAGCAAAAAAUAGAUUAA